This is a messenger RNA of Symphalangus syndactylus (siamang), 3821 nucleotides long. It is a transcript of the gene NCDN, whose product is annotated as neurochondrin. Lineage: Eukaryota; Metazoa; Chordata; Mammalia; Primates; Hylobatidae. Gene Ontology annotation, biological process: neuron projection development; regulation of neuronal synaptic plasticity. The record is from RefSeq and is a predicted model, not a curated record. Gene Ontology annotation, cellular component: dendrite.
AAGCAAGAUGGCGGCAACGGCGGCACCCCCUACUGCUUAGCGCCCUGACUUGCCAUUGGCCAGAGCCCGGAGUGAAGCAGCCGCGGAUUGGUCAAGAACGGUGCGGGGGUGGGGGUGGAGCUGCAGCAGCCUGGAGCCAGGAGUGGGCAACGCGGCGUGAGCAGCGGCCCGAGGCUCCCGGAGCAUCGCGCUGGGAGAAGACUUCGCCGCUCGGGGCCGCAGCCUGGUGAGCUCAGCCCCCUUCGGGCCCUCCCCUGCAUCCCAGCCGGGGCCUCUCCGAGCCGGCGCUGAUCGAUGCCGACACACCCGGGGGACCCUAUCGCGACUCCAUCGCGCCAUAUCGCGACACCAUCGUGCCCUGUCGAGACUCCAUUUUGUCACAGCCCUUUUCAAUAUAUAUCUUUUUUUUUUAAUUUGCCCUGUCAUCUUUGGGGGCUGUCUCCCAUGUCGUGAUUUUGACGUGAUCUCUCCGUGACAUCACCGCGCCAUCGUGAAGUGUGAUCUCAUCGCCGCCCUGUCGUGACUUCAUCAAUGUCGUGUUGUGACCUGGCUGCGGCGGGACAGUUGGGCAAGGCGAGCAUCAUGGCCUCGGAUUGCGAGCCAGCUCUGAACCAGGCAGAAGGCCGAAACCCCACCCUGGAGCGCUACCUGGGAGCCCUCCGUGAGGCCAAGAAUGACAGCGAGCAGUUUGCAGCCCUGCUGCUAGUGACCAAGGCAGUCAAAGCAGGUGACAUAGAUGCCAAAACUCGGCGGCGGAUCUUCGAUGCUGUCGGCUUCACCUUCCCCAAUCGUCUCCUGACCACCAAGGAGGCGCCUGAUGGCUGCCCUGACCAUGUUCUGCGGGCUUUGGGCGUGGCCCUGCUGGCCUGCUUCUGCAGUGACCCCGAACUGGCCGCCCAUCCCCAAGUCCUGAACAAGAUUCCCAUUCUUAGCACCUUCCUCACAGCCCGGGGGGACCCGGACGAUGCUGCCCGCCGCUCCAUGAUUGAUGACACCUACCAGUGCCUGACAGCUGUAGCAGGCACACCCAGAGGGCCUCGGCACCUCAUUGCUGGCGGCACUGUGUCUGCCCUAUGCCAGGCAUACCUGGGGCACGGCUAUGGCUUUGACCAGGCCCUGGCACUCCUGGUGGGGCUGCUGGCGGCUGCCGAGACACAGUGCUGGAAGGAGGCAGAGCCCGAUCUGCUGGCCGUGUUGCGGGGCCUCAGUGAGGAUUUCCAGAAAGCUGAGGAUGCCAGCAAGUUUGAGCUCUGCCAGCUGCUGCCCCUCUUUUUGCCCCCGACAACCGUGCCCCCUGAAUGCUACCGGGAUCUGCAGGCCGGGCUGGCACGCAUCCUGGGAAGCAAGCUGAGCUCCUGGCAGCGCAACCCUGCACUGAAGCUGGCAGCCCGCCUGGCACACGCCUGCGGCUCUGACUGGAUCCCGGCGGGCAGCUCCGGGAGCAAGUUCCUGGCCCUGCUGGUGAAUCUGGCGUGCGUGGAAGUGCGGCUGGCACUGGAGGAGACGGGCACGGAGGUGAAAGAGGAUGUGGUGACCGCCUGCUAUGCCCUCAUGGAGUUGGGGAUCCAGGAAUGCACUCGCUGUGAGCAGUCACUGCUUAAGGAGCCACAGAAGGUGCAGCUCGUGAGCGUCAUGAAGGAGGCCAUAGGGGCUGUUAUCCACUAUCUGCUACAGGUGGGGUCAGAGAAGCAGAAGGAGCCCUUUGUGUUUGCCUCGGUGCGGAUCCUGGGUGCCUGGCUGGCCGAGGAGACCUCAUCCUUGCGUAAGGAGGUGUGCCAGCUGCUGCCCUUCCUCGUCCGCUAUGCCAAGACCCUCUACGAGGAGGCCGAGGAGGCCAAUGACCUUUCCCAGCAGGUGGCCAACCUGGCCAUCUCCCCAACCACCCCAGGGCCCACCUGGCCAGGAGACGCUCUCCGGCUCCUCCUGCCUGGCUGGUGCCACCUGACGGUUGAAGAUGGGCCCCGGGAGAUCCUGAUCAAGGAAGGGGCCCCCUCGCUUCUGUGCAAGUAUUUCCUGCAGCAGUGGGAACUCACAUCCCCCGGCCACGACACCUCGGUGCUGCCCGACAGCGUGGAGAUUGGCCUGCAGACCUGCUGCCACAUCUUCCUCAACCUCGUGGUCACCGCACCGGGGCUGAUCAAGCGUGACGCCUGCUUCACAUCUCUCAUGAACACCCUCAUGACUUCGCUACCAGCCCUAGUGCAGCAACAGGGAAGGCUGCUUUUGGCUGCUAAUGUGGCCACCCUGGGGCUCCUCAUGGCCCGGCUCCUUAGCACCUCUCCAGCUCUUCAGGGAACACCAGCAUCCCGAGGGUUCUUCGCAGCUGCCAUCCUCUUCCUAUCGCAGUCCCACGUGGCGCGGGCCACCCCGGGCUCAGACCAGGCAGUGCUAGCCCUGUCCCCUGAGUAUGAGGGCAUCUGGGCCGACCUGCAGGAGCUCUGGUUCCUGGGCAUGCAGGCCUUCACUGGCUGUGUGCCGCUGCUGCCCUGGCUGGCCCCCGCUGCCCUGCGCUCCCGCUGGCCACAGGAGCUGCUCCAGCUGCUAGGCAGUGUCAGCCCCAACUCUGUCAAGCCCGAGAUGGUGGCUGCCUAUCAGGGUGUCCUGGUGGAGUUGGCGCGGGCCAACCGGCUGUGCCGGGAGGCCAUGAGGCUGCAGGCGGGCGAGGAGACGGCCAGCCACUACCGCAUGGCUGCCUUGGAGCAGUGCCUGUCAGAGCCCUGAGGGGUGUCCACUGGGGACAGACCCAGGGGCGGGCAGAGAGGGAAGGAGGGAGGAGGCAUCUUCCCUGAAGCCCCCAAACUGGCCCCCGCCUCCCCAGCCUUCCCCCGCAAAACACCCCAGCUUUCUGGCUUUUCUGAGGGCAAGGGCAUGGUGCCCACCCCUCAAGUGUAAGGCACUGCGUUCCGCCCCUCAGGCCCCCAUGGGGGCAGGGAUCGGCUUGGAAAUCAACGUGGUUGUCCCCGCCAGGCCGGGGAAGGUUGGAGCAGCCCCCAGGGAGGGGGGCACUAGGUGUCAUUGUGCCCGACGUCUGGCUCCCCUGCAGGAGGGAGGCUCCAGGGUAGGACAGGGCUGGCAGGAGGAGACUGCCUCAGCCCAUGUGCCCUGCCGGCCAGGGCGUGGGCUCCCCUCGGCUGUGGUGCCUCCUCUGGCCCCCCAGGUCCACGUCCUUUAAAUUGGCCCUUUGGCUCUUGCCCUUGGCUCCCUUGGGCAGAGAGCAGGCUUAGGCCAUUGAUAUCGCAGUUCUUCCUAUCAACUUCAGUGACCCAGAGUCUGAACUGCCCCCAUCCUAGGGCAACCUGGGGCAGACAGGCCUGGUGUGGGGGUGGGGAAACCUCCUUCCACCUGAGCUUGCUUGAAGGGACCCAGGAGUCUUUGGGCCCAGAUCUUUAAACCUUUGUGUCGUGUUGCAGCAGAGUGACGAUGGGGGUUGGGGGAUUAUUUAUUUUGCCUGUCCUUAUCCCUGCUUGGACACCUGAGCAUCUGAUUCCUGUUCCCCUGGUGCCAUCUGGCCUGGCUGGAGCCAGGAACAGGAGGGACACUUCCCCAGAAUCCGCAUGUUUCCCCAGUGAUUGCACCCCCCUGCCACCGUGGUGCCUGGCUUUAACUCCCACCCCUGCUAUGACUCCUCUCUGCAGAGACGCGACUGGCGGCUCCAGCAGGGACUACCUUUCUUAUAAACCCAGGGGGACCGCGCACACACACACACACACACUUGAUCCCUUGCUUCCCUCCCCACUUCCCUCCCCCAGUGCGUUCUGUGAUCGCCAAGUUCAAAGCUGUGCACAUGUGGACACUCAAUAAAUGUUCAUUGGUGACAAGAA